This is a messenger RNA of Ceraceosorus bombacis, 1946 nucleotides long. NCBI's taxonomy places the organism in Eukaryota, Fungi, Basidiomycota, Exobasidiomycetes, Ceraceosorales, Ceraceosoraceae. The record is from the annotation of a GenBank genome assembly.
AUGGCUUCGCAAGCGGCUAGCGGCUCGGAUGUCGCAAUGUCUGAAGCUGAUACUGUGGACGAGCAAAAGUGGAUGUCCUUCAGCGUACGACAUGGCAAGACCUUCCACAAUGUUCGACUGGCCGAGGACGACUCAGUACUGGAGCUCAAGAUGGUCAGUCCAUCCCUUGUAGCGCGAGUCUGCGGAACAAUUACUAAUGUGUCCUUCUCUUCGAUCCAUGGAUUCUCCCAGAUAAUCUUCAGUCUCACAGAUGUCCCUCCCGAGAGGCAAAAACUUCUGGGCCUCACACGUGGCAAGCUACCAAUCGACGAGGCGCCCUUGUCAAGUCUUGCUAUCCCACCCGGAAGUCUAAAGGCAAAGCAUCCUGUCAAUGUGGAUGGCACUAGCUCUCCUGCGUCAUCUGGUACGCAUACAAGCGGAAAGACGAUCAGCAUCAUGCUGGUAGGCACUCCAGUUCAGGACACCUUUCAAGACAGAGCAGUUCUACUGGAUGCGGUGAGCUCCAUGACGAAUGUGUUGACAACUAAGUGUGAAGUCCACAGAUCUGACGAGUCAUGCCGUUACGACUUAGCAUGGAGGACAGAACGGAGAUGGAAGAAAGAAGAAGCGCAGCAAAACGGAGGACGAGCGAAAGGCCGACCGCGGAAAGCCCGACUACGUUGCGUGGGUAUCAUGGCCGGAUGCAGCAUUGCCUCUCCCGCGUCAAGUCUGACAUUGUCCAAGUUUGCACAUCUAAAACAGCAUGUCCGAUCCCUCGGUUAGUCUCCAGAAGCCGCAAGGCAGUGUAGAACAGCGGUGCCGGGCUCAUAAGCUCGACGCACCACAUCCUUGCAGAAUCUAUCGAAGGUUCGCAAGACGGUGGAAAGGUUUCGCGAAUUUGCCCCUAUACAUCCACCUCGUACAGGAUUAUCUGGCGGACUUCUUGUCUUGGUGAGAGCAUUGGCCCGGCACUGUGCAAGCCACCUCGACCCUCAUGCUGUACAGCACUCCGCACAGGACCUCGACUGGACGAUAGCAGAUACCCACAAGUUAAUGGACCCACAGUGUCCCGUAGCUUUGGCGGCCCGUCCCGGCCUUCACGAGGUGGGGCAUUCUCUGGUCGCUCUUCUGCCCUCCUGUGGCUGACCUCAAUCGCCUUGUUCAGUUCCUGGCAGCAGUCUACCCAUACUACGACAUUGCUGUCUGGUCUCAAACCAGUUGGCGCUUUCUAGAGAUGAAGCUUACAGAGCUUGGGUGCUUUGAAGACUCGCGGUAUCAAAUCACAUUCAUCUUGGACAGAUCUUCUAUGCCAGCGGUUCACGUGCGCGAAGCUACAAAGAAGGAGGUCAAACCGCUUGACGUCAUAUGGAAUAGGUUUCCCGAAGUAUAUGGCGCACACAAUACUGUUCACGUACGUGAUGCGGCUGCGCUUUCACGCAUCACUGAAGACCUGACUCUUGAGCUCUCCGCAUUCUAACGUCCAGGUCGACGAUCUCGGCCGAAAUUUCAUCAUGAAUCCUCUCAACGGAAUCGUCAUCCGACCGUAUUACUCCGAUGCCCCUCUAGACGACGAGCUUGCGAGCCUAGCAAGGUACUGCUUGCAACUGGCGAAUCCAAGCGUGACAGACGUACGCAACCGUGGCUGGUCAACCGCCGGACAUGACAGGUGGCAUGACUGCACCUUACCGCUGGUAAGCUCCUUACCCGUCGCGCUAGACAAAGCGGACACUACAGGUAGCUACGCCUACGUCUUCAGACGAAGACACGCACAUUGGCUAGCGUACGCCGCCAAACAUCCGUCAUCAACGAGACAUGGGGCGACGCAAGCUCGCGCUGUGCCACAGGAAGGGCCAAGCAGCGGUACUUCAGCAACAACAAAUGAAGGAGAAGGAAGUGUGUCGGGCAAUGGUGCUCCCAUGCAAGAGGAUGGUGCAAAAAAAGACAAGGCACCACCAAAGCAGUCUUGA